CAUGGAGGAGGAAUCCACCGCCUGGUCCACCUCGCCGCUGCUCCUCCUCGGCACCCUCCUCUCCCUUGUUGCCUCGCUUCUCUUCUUGCUUCGCCGUUCCCAUGGCUGCAGGAACGCAACGCCAGCAAGCAAGGGGCAGCUUCCUCCCGGCCCGCCGGCGCUGGUCUUCCUCGCCAAAUUCUUGGCGCUCCGACGAUCGAUCUUCGACCUCGGCCCGAUCCUCCGCGAACUGCACACGCGCUACGGCCCCGUCAUCUCCGUCCGCCAUUUCCGCACGGUGGUCUUCGUCGCCGACCGCCAUAUAGCGCACCGCGUCCUGGUGCAGGGCGGCGCCACCUUCGCCGACCGCCCACCCCUCUUCGAUCCAGGACGCCUCCUCUACACCGCCGGGGCACGCGACAUGAGCAGCUCGCCCUACGGCCCCUACUGGCGCCUCCUCCGCCGAAACCUCGCCGAGGCACUGCACCCCGCCCGCGUCAGCCUCUACGCGCCGGCGAGGCGGGCGGCGCUGGACGUGCUUGUGGCCGACCUCCUCCGCGCGCGCGGCGGUGACAGUUCGAACCCUGUCCUGCUGAGGCCGGCGUUCCGGCUCGCCCUGUUCCAGAUGCUUGUGUACAUGGGCCUCAGCGCGAGGCUCGACGCGGAGGUGCUCGACGAGGUCCAGGACAUACUGCUGAAAAUCCUCCGCUCCAUUACCUGCUUCCCCAUCUUCUCCUUCUUCCCGGCGAUCACCAAGAAGAUCUUCCGCAAGAGGUGGGAGGCCUACGUCACCGUGAGCCGCAGGCUGGACGAGAUCCUUCUCCCGCUCAUCCAAGCUAGGCGCGCGGCGCGGCGCGGCGACGACCCGCCAUGCUACGUGGACUCCGUCCUCGCGCUGCGCCUGCCCGACGAGGGCGACCGCCCGCUCACGGACGCUGAGGUGGUCAGCCUCUGCUCCGAGUUCCUGAACGCCGGCACGGACACGACGGUGACGUUGCUGGAGUGGAUCAUGGCGGAGCUGGUCAACCACCCCGACGUCCAAGCCAAGGUGUACGAGGAGGUGAAAUCCAAACCGGAGCUCAACGACGACGACCUCCAGGAAGCGCGGUACUUGAAGGCCGUGGUGAUGGAGGGCCUCCGCCUGCACCCACCGGCGCACUUCGUUCUCCCGCACGGCCUGCAGAGCGACGCGGAGAUCGCCGGCUACACGGUGCCCAAGGGCGCCGAGGUGAACGUCCUGCUGGGAGAGUUCGGCCGUGAUGAGAAGGUGUGGACGGCGCCGCUGGAGUUCCGGCCAGAGCGGUUCUUGGACGGUGGCGAGGGGUUCGACGUGGACAUCACGGGGAGCAAGGAGAUCAAGAUGAUGCCUUUCGGUGCCGGGCGACGGAUGUGCCCGGGGUACACGCUGGGGAUGCUGCAGGUGGAGUUCUUCGUGGGGAGCCUCGUGAGGGAGCUGGAGUGGCUGCCAGUGGCGGAGGGGGUGGCCGUCGACAUGACGGAGAGGCUGGAUUUCACAGUCGUCAUGAAGCAGUCGCUCCGGGCUCGCAUCAUACCGAGGAAUUGAAAUCGUCAACGCCUGUUCUGAAAAAAUCGAAAUAAUCGGAAAAAGGCUCUCAAGUUUGCUGAUGUAAUUUUGUUUUAUAGAUGUAUCUCAUGUAUGUGUUCGACGUAAUAAACACGUAUGCA
Molecule: messenger RNA, 1665 nt
Organism: Setaria italica (foxtail millet)
Lineage: Eukaryota; Viridiplantae; Streptophyta; Magnoliopsida; Poales; Poaceae
Product: cytochrome P450 89A2
Exons: 1
Coding region: 2-1543 (513 amino acids)
Cellular component (GO): membrane
Molecular function (GO): iron ion binding; heme binding; oxidoreductase activity, acting on paired donors, with incorporation or reduction of molecular oxygen, NAD(P)H as one donor, and incorporation of one atom of oxygen
Source: RefSeq, a predicted model, not a curated record